Neocloeon triangulifer is the source of this 1926-nucleotide messenger RNA. RefSeq names its product outer dynein arm-docking complex subunit 3 (gene CCDC151). The record is from RefSeq and is a predicted model, not a curated record. Gene Ontology annotation, cellular component: cilium. The transcript is spliced from 10 exons. The coding region runs from base 1 to 1671 and encodes 556 amino acids. Gene Ontology annotation, biological process: outer dynein arm assembly; cilium movement. NCBI's taxonomy places the organism in Eukaryota, Metazoa, Arthropoda, Insecta, Ephemeroptera, Baetidae.
AUGGCAUCGGAUGGAAAUAGCGCAGAAGAAAUAAUAUUGAAAAACAUAAAUGAUCUCAAGAAGAAAAUUCAGUUAUCUGAGGGUCAGAGAAAGGCCAAAUUUGAGAUCUGCGGUAUCGAGAAGAAGAAAAACGCGGAUAAAAUAAAUCAGUUGAAAAAUGAGCUUAAAGAACUGUGUGCCAAUCUCGGAAAACCAAUAAAGAGUGAAGAAAUUUUCAACCAGAGAGCAAAAAGUGCAAAAGGAGAUUUCUUCCCUUUGAGCAAUAAGAGACCUGACGAGGCUCUAAAUGUCAUCGAGUACAGGAUAAUUGAGUUGAACAAAAAGUUAGAUAUGCUAGUUUAUCAGUAUCACAAGUUCGAGGAAAAAUAUGAAAAUUUAUUGGAAUUCCGAGAUGAACUUAAAGCUGAAGCAGAAAAAUUUCAAAGAUUGAGAAGAAAAAGCGCUGAAAAAACUCCUGAUAAGCAGAGAACAAGUGAGUUGGAAAACAAAAUUCACCACACUGAGCUGAAUGCAAUGGAAGCAGAGACGGUUCGGCGCAAGUACUCUUCAAUCAGAGUGAAUUUGCUCAACGACUCUGUCAAGUACGAAGCUUCGUUGCAAAAACUUGAGAAUGAUAUUCGAGCGCAAAGUGAUGAACUUGAAAAACUGCAGAAUAUAAGAAUUGAGGCUCUGCACGUGAGGGACGCGACCAGGGCGAUGCUGGUGAGACAGGAAGAACUGGCAAUUCGACAAUCCAAAGAGAGGGAAAGGAAGUUGCAGGAGCAGCGGAUGGUCGUCGAAGAGCGAAGGUUGGAACUGGAAAACCUGGAGCACCAACUCUUCCCCUCGUCAGGGGUGAUGCCGCAGUUGCACCGCGACUCAGUCACAUCCCUGGACAAUCUGGGCCUCGGCGCGCCCAAUGAAGACAACCACAGUCAAUACUCCACUUCAGCUUUGGAGGACACGUACAAAAAGCUCAUGGUGGCGACAGGUGAGGUGGAGCCGAGCAUGGUUACCCACAGAUUUGUCAGCCAAAAAGAGACACGAAAUAGGCUGACUUAUUUGAGGGGUCUCACUGAGGAGGACAAAAGAAAAAUGGAGGCGCAAAGAACUGAGCUUAUGGCCAAGUUGGAGGCUUCAAAAUUUACUGCAGAAGUGAAAAGCAAGGAAUUGAAUGCUGAGGAGGUUGAGGAACUUAAGAUAAAAAUAGUCGAAGAAGAAAAGCGAUGCACUAACACUCAUAGAAAAGUCAAGGAAAGGAAGGCAACUAAAGAAAGGGUCAUGAAAUGCUUGUUAGAAAUAUACAACUCUCUUGAGGAAUUUGACACGAGUGAGAAUAAAUUUGACACAAAAGGAAAAGACCUUGAUCAUAUUGCCCUUCUCUUCAUUGAGGAUGCAAUUUUGGCAGCUCAUAAAUUAGCCCAGCAGAAGCAAGAGGAGCAAAGGAUUCGGGAGAGGGCGUCCCACUCGCGUCUGGGCAGUCGAGCCGGUUACACGCAUCGCUCGUCAAGUGAGAGGACCGAGAUUCAGCAAAACAAUCAAAAGUCUAAAGAAGUUGAAUCGGAAGAGGAAGAUAUACCGACAAGAAAUUUCAUCAAGAGACAAGCUCAGAUGAUUGUCGACUCAAAAUCGAGACGACGCUUCUUCCGUCCUGGCAGAAGUCGCAUGACGAUGCAAAUGAAAAAAAUGUGAAGCGCAUUUUGAACUAUUUGAAUAAUUUUAGCAUCAAUUUAUUGGAAGUUCUUUUCACAUAAUAAAUACAAACGGGAACUAAAUGAGAAAAUACAUAUAGAGAGAGAGAGAAAGAGUGAUAUAUUAAUUAAGUGAAAUGUGGUCUGCCUUCUCACCCUUUGCAUGUUUCUCCCACAUCUUGUAAUACAGCUUUUCUAACGAAGCCGCAUAUGAUCGACAAUCAAACAAAGGCGAAGUCAUUCUCGCCUGCCACAC